AUGGGGGGGACAACUACACUCUCUGUUCAUCGUUGCCGCUUUGUCGACUACUUGCCGUCCGCCAUCACCUCUCUGGCCUUUCCCCCUUUGCCUUUGCCGUCUUUAAAAGGCAAAAAGAAAGUAGAUUUCUCUAUAAAAGUCCCAAAAGUUGGGACACUCGUCGUUGGCAGAGCUAAUGGCAAUAUAGAGAUAUGUGAGUGGACGGGCUCACAGGCUGAGGUCCAGGCUCCUCAAGCUUGGGUCGUGCAAAAGACACUACCAGGUCCUCAUCAAUCUAAAGUUGAUUCUCUGGCUCUCACUCUUCGGCACGCUAUGGAUCCAGAGGACGUCCCGUCUCUUGUAGACCUCCGUCUCUUCAGUACAGGUGGUGGAAGUGAACUUUUAGAAUGGGAUAUUCUCAAUGGAUGUAUUCGGAGAACAAUCUCGUCCCAAGGAGGCUCCAUCUGGUCAAUAGCUGCCAAUCCAUCAUCUACUCUCCUCGCACUUGGCUGCGAAGACGGCUCCAUUCAUCUCUGUUCUCUAGAAGAUGACAGCCUUAGUCAUUUCCGCCAUCUCGACCGCUCCAAAUCUCGCAUUCUGAGUGUAGCUUGGGGUCCCCCCGUACCGCGUGAAGCAAAAAAAGGCCCACACUUGCCCUUGUCAGAGAAUGACGAUAGUGACGACGAUGAGGAUGAAUGGUUGGAUUCGUGGAUUGUCGCUGGAUGCUCUGAUAGCAGUUUGAGAAAGUGGGACAUUGCGACAGGAAGGGUCCUUGAUCGCAUGGGAACGGAUAAAAUGAGGGGUGAGCGGACAUUGGUCUGGACAGUUGGUGCCCUAGGAGAUGGUACAAUCGUAUCGGGAGACUCUCUUGGUAUGGUCAAGUUUUGGGAUUCACGAACUUGUACGCAACUGCAGAGUUUUCAAGCGCAUGGUGCUGAUGUUCUUUGCCUCAUAAUUGGCUCUGAUGGCACGACGGUCUAUACAUCCGGAGUGGACCAGAAAACAGCCCAGUUCUCCCUCAUCAAGACCUCAGGAUCGUCCCUUCUUUCAUCAGCAAGCCGUUGGGUCCAGUCAUCCUCCAAACGAAUGCACUCACACGACGUGCGAACUCUAGCGAUCUGGCCUCCUCAUACCCCACUACCGUCAUCCCAUCAUCGACGCUUCCCCAUUGAUGUUGCACCUAUACUCGCAUCCGGCGGCCUCGAUAUGUCAGUAGUCCUCACACCAGCCGCUCUCCCCCAAACAACAACAUCUGCCAAAAUUAUCAACCCCCUCUCUACAAGCACGGUCGCAACCUUCGAAGAUGCGUAUCAUCGACGACUCGCUUACUCUUCUGGGCCUAGUUCUACAAGCGCGAUUAAAGUGGCUAAGCAGACGCGACUGGUCAUGUGCAUGCGGGAAGCUAGUUUGACGGUUUGGAGGAUAUUGCCGAAAAGUCGUGUAGAGGAGGCAGAUCAGGAGCUGUCUGCGGACGGUCAGGCGGGAGGCUGGGAGCAGGUGUUGGACAUGGUGCUCAAUGUUCGCACUAAUUUGAUUGCUAGCGCAAUCUCGGACGACGGUGCAUGGCUUGUCGUUUCCGAUUUUUACGAGACCAAAUUAUUCUCACUGGAAGCAACCAAAUCUGGUGAUCUGAAACCCAAACGUGUUCGUGAGUUCGGUGAAGUCUUGCAGCAGCAUAUAGCAGGCUCGCCAACCUCCACUGGUGCAUCCUCGCUCGUGUUUAGUCCUGACUCGUCAAAGCUUGUGAUGACCCUUGCCGGUUCGUCAUAUAUUCUCGUGAUUGACCUCGGAAUGGACACCGGGAAGCCUCGCGUCCUGCGUCGAUUUAGUCAACAUCGAGUCAAGGAUGUCAUCAUUGGUGAGAGGACAGUGAAGGGCAGACGAAGCGAAGGUGUGGAGGAUGUUGAGAUGACCGAGGUCGAUACAAAUACCCAAAACGACGCCCCCAGCAUGGUGACCUCAGAUAUUGAUGAGCCAGCAUUCUCUAAGCCCGUUAUCGGGGCCGUCACUCGCAUGGCGGUCAGCCCUGAUGGUCAAUGGCUUGCAACUACCGACGACCACAGGCGCACGCACAUUUUCAACCUCGACUCCAUCCAACACCACACCGUCCUUCCAACCUUCCCACACCCUGUCCAUGCGCUCGCCUUCUCUCCAAGCACCCCUUCUCUACUUCUCCUUGCCUUUGCGAACAACAAUAUCGAAAUGUACGACGUCGAAGCACGACAAUUUCCCCCGUGGUCCCGCGAGUUGUGCGCGUCCCUCCCGAAGCGGUUCACUCAUCUACACGAUCCGGUCCUCGGCGUUGCGCUCAUGCCCGCAGCGGAACCAGGCAGCACGGCCACGAGCCUGGCGUUGUUCUGGGGCUCGACCUGGAUAUGCAAGGUCCAGUUGGAUGCCCCUGCCGGCUGGGGUGGGUUUGGGAAGAAACGCAGGCGGAAGCAGCACGCCCCGCCUGGCGCCCCGACGAAGGAAGACGGACAGAACUUCAAGUUGAUUACGCAUUACCGACCAAUCUUGUUCGUCGACUUUUUGGAUAUGGGUGAGCUGCUGGUCGUCGAGCGCCCUCUAGUAGAUGUGUUGGCCAAACUUCCGCCAGCGUAUUUCAAGCCCAAAUAUGGAGCCUCAUAG
Messenger RNA from Heterobasidion irregulare TC 32-1, 2607 nucleotides. RefSeq lists its product as uncharacterized. The coding region runs from base 1 to 2607 and encodes 868 amino acids. Lineage: Eukaryota; Fungi; Basidiomycota; Agaricomycetes; Russulales; Bondarzewiaceae. Gene Ontology annotation, cellular component: t-UTP complex; small-subunit processome; 90S preribosome. Gene Ontology annotation, molecular function: RNA binding; protein binding. The record is from RefSeq and is a predicted model, not a curated record. The transcript is spliced from 6 exons. Gene Ontology annotation, biological process: maturation of SSU-rRNA from tricistronic rRNA transcript (SSU-rRNA, 5.8S rRNA, LSU-rRNA).